AUGGAGCCCACUGCAGUGUCCUCCCUGAUCAUAGUCCUGCUAACAGGACUGUGUCAGGGUCAGGAUGGGCUGUUGUCUCCUGGACCUGUGAAUGGAGCAGUGGGAGACAAAGUUCUGUUCACCACCACCAUCACUCCAUCAUCAACACCAUUCCUGACAGUGACCUGGACUUUUAAUGAUGUCACUAAUAACGUUGUCACAUCAAACCCCACUGGGAACACUACAGGACCUGCCUACAGAGACAGAGUCAGUGUGAACAUUUACACUGGAACUCUGGAACUCAGAGAUUUAACUCUGGAUGAUUCUGGAACUUACCAGCUGGUUGGAGUAACUACUGAUGGAGUAUUAAAACAAGACCAGACUGCACUGGAUGUGUUUGAGCGAGUCUCUAGUGUAACUGUAUCAGUCAAUGACACAGACCUGGUGGAGUUCAACAGCUCUGUCACUCUCACAUGCUCCGCCUCUGGCUCCUCCCCCUCAUUCCGCUGGCUGACUGACAGCUCUGAGGUCACGGCCGGUGGGUGUGUCCAGCUCAGUGACGGAAACCGAACUCUCACCAUUUCAGUGAACGGAUCUGACAGGGGACCUCACACAUGUGAAGUGUUUAACCCUGUCAGUAAACAGACGAUCUACAGUUCAGGUUCUGACCUCACACUCACCGGCUCAGCUGAGUCCAGACCCAAUACCCAGUUUCAGUGGGCGCUGGAUGGAGUUUUGCUGGACAGAGAGGGUUCAGAACUCAAACUGGACAACAUUCAGACCAGUCAGAGUGGCAGCUACACCUGCUGGGCCCAUAACACCAGAACCCAGAGAUACAGCACAUCUGGUCCCAUUAACAUCACUGCACUGGACAGAGUAUCUGGAGUUUCCCUCACUGGUCCAGCAGAGCCCCUAAUAGAAGAUCAAAGUUCUGCUAAUUUAACCUGUGAGGGAACUGGCUCCAUCAUGACCACAGAGUGGAUGAAGGAUGGUCAACCUCUGUCUCCUAGCAACAACAUCAUCUUCUCUGAUGAUCUGAGAUCAGUGUCCAUCAGUCCAGUGAGGAGAUCAGACAGUGGAGAAUACCAGUGUAGACUCAGUAACCCUGUCAGCUCUGACACUGCAACCUACACAAUGACUAUCUACAAUGGACCAGAGAAUGUAGCCAUCAGUGGACAGAAUGAGGUGGAGGUGGGGUCAAAGGUGACUCUGACAUGCUCUGCUGAAUCCACACCUCCUGCCUCCUUCAUCUGGAUGCUGAAUGGAAGAGAAACAGGAGAAACUACAGCCUCAUAUUCCAUACAGAGGAUUAACUCCACACACAGUGGGAAUUACACCUGCACAGCCUGGAACAAUGUCACCUCACUCAACACAACAGAGGGAUUGUAG
This is a messenger RNA of Chanos chanos (milkfish), 1368 nucleotides long. RefSeq names its product carcinoembryonic antigen-related cell adhesion molecule 6-like. The record is from RefSeq and is a predicted model, not a curated record. Lineage: Eukaryota; Metazoa; Chordata; Actinopteri; Gonorynchiformes; Chanidae.